Messenger RNA from Brassica oleracea var. oleracea, 567 nucleotides. RefSeq lists its product as uncharacterized. The record is from RefSeq and is a predicted model, not a curated record. The coding region runs from base 1 to 567 and encodes 188 amino acids. NCBI's taxonomy places the organism in Eukaryota, Viridiplantae, Streptophyta, Magnoliopsida, Brassicales, Brassicaceae. The transcript has a single exon.
AUGGAGAACUGGAAUUUGGCUUCUCUCCCUAAUUCCAUCAUUCAUCAGAUUCUCUCCAAGGUAGCAAAAAACAGUAUUCGUGACUUCGGUAGUGCAAGAGUUGCUUUUCUUGGGUUUAAAGAAAUUGGCCGUGAAGAUUACUUUUACAGAUCUGCAAAUCUCACUUUCAUGAAUGAAUGGAUAAAAGAGGUUAAUGCUCUUACAACAUUAAGGCUUAGGUGCUACCAUUUCGGUAAUCCAGAGGCCAUCUACUUGCGAGGUAUGUAUGAGUUCUUCAUGCUCCAUUUAGUUCAUGAAGGAAGGGAAAAAAUACGUCUUGCUGGUGAAAGAGAAUGCUUGCUGGAAAAAUAUGUUGAUGGUAUGAUGAACUUAGCAUUUAGCGUCGAUGAUAGAGGAUUGGUUCACAACUAUCCUAAUUUUACACGUGAACAUGUUAAUCGGAUGUCUCACAUUAUCACUGCUCCCGAACUCUCAGGCCAUUGGGAUUACGAUAAACCUGGGAUGUUUUUGUCUGUAUUCGAAAGAAUAGAUGCCAACGUCUCGUACGCUGCUGGUGCUCUAGAAUAG